Orbilia oligospora ATCC 24927 is the source of this 639-nucleotide messenger RNA. RefSeq lists its product as uncharacterized. Bases 1 to 639 code for a protein of 212 amino acids. The transcript has 5 exons. NCBI's taxonomy places the organism in Eukaryota, Fungi, Ascomycota, Orbiliomycetes, Orbiliales, Orbiliaceae. The record is from RefSeq and is a predicted model, not a curated record.
AUGACAUCUAGAACGCUCCGUGCUCCUGUUCUUCCUCCCUCUACCACGGCUGCUACUAUUGAAGUCGGUUCCCUUGAUGUCAUCCCAGACAUUAAGGACAUCGAGCGGAAGCAGCAAGCCGCUGAAGAACUCCUUGACCAGGGAAAGAUCACUGAGGGCUCUGCCCUCACCCAAGAGGUUGCUCGAGACCUCCAAGGUUACCAGCAAUGGUGCUUGGCAGAGAAGGUCCGGCGCCUCAAAGCCGGGAUAGCCAUCCAGGAGGAGGCUAUCAGAUUGUUCCGGGGUCGUGGGACUCCCCAGAACACCUUCGUCUCCUUCGACGAGCUCUUUAGUAGAGCCGUCGAUGGUGAUAUGAAGGUGGACGGGGAGGCUCAUGACCUCCAGCUUGCCGGGCCUCAAUUCGAGAGGCUCGCUAAAAAGAUCCGGGUGACAGCCCAGGUCCUCGAAGCAGUCUAUCAAGACUACAUCAAGGACGCUGCGGCGGCUCAAAAAGACCAAUACGCGAGGUACUACCACGCAUUUUGUUUCCCAGUGUGUUUGAACCACCGGGUUUUUAGCCCUGCCGAGUUUAGGGAACUCGGACUCCGCUUCCAACUAGGGGAAGCGGAGGAGGGGGAAGCCAACGAGGGGGGGCACUAA